This is a messenger RNA of Naegleria fowleri, 537 nucleotides long. RefSeq lists its product as uncharacterized. NCBI's taxonomy places the organism in Eukaryota, Heterolobosea, Eutetramitea, Acrasida, Naegleriidae. The record is from RefSeq and is a predicted model, not a curated record. The transcript has a single exon. The coding region runs from base 1 to 537 and encodes 178 amino acids.
AUGAUGAUCCAAGCAGAAGCAUCUCAACAAUCAUCGACUAUCACUACUACCACAACGACAACGACGACAACAACAACAACGACAACAUCGCUCGCUGAACAAGCCAUCACAUCCUCGCCCAGUCGCUCACCAUCAAAUCCACCAGAAAUCACUUGCCAUACCAUGACAGCUGCCGCCGAUUCUUGGUCAGUCUUUUUAAAGAACGCGAACCAACUGUCGACAACAACAACAACAACUCCCUUUGAAGUGAAUACCACCUCCACACCGAGAACCUCCUUCGCGGGGUUGUCUCCGCUUCCUUCCAAAAAGCUCUCCUUAAGGGCGACCAAUGCGAACGAGUUUUAUCGACCCUAUCCUGAUGUAGUUGCUCCCAAGCGAAUGAAAACACAUAAUAUUACGAUACCACUCGGAUCCCUUACUUCACAGAUGCGACAUCCUUCGACGACCAUAAAUAAGAGAAAUCCCUGCCGAGUCUUGGUGUUUGAAGAAGACGAGAAUCCUGGAGGACAAGUAUGUGAUCAAGGACAGCAUCCAUGA